This is a messenger RNA of Tinamus guttatus (white-throated tinamou), 900 nucleotides long. The record is from RefSeq and is a predicted model, not a curated record. Lineage: Eukaryota; Metazoa; Chordata; Aves; Tinamiformes; Tinamidae.
AUGGGGACCGUCCGUGCGCAGGGGGACAGGAGGUGCUGGGCUGGGGCCGUGCUGGUGGCCCUGGUGGCCCUGGGAGCCCACGGGGCUCGUGGCCAGGAGACCACAGGGUAUUUCCAGGAGAUCCGGAGGUCCGAGUGCCACUACCUCAACGGCAGCCAGCGCGUGAAGCUGCUCGAGAGAUACCUCUACAACGGGCGGCCCUUCCUGCACUUCGACAGCGACGUGGGGCGCUACGCGGCUGACAGCCCCCUGGGCGAGCCGGACGCCGAGUACCUCAACGGGCAGGUCGAGCUGCUCCAGAAGAGACGGGCCGAGGUGGACGCCGUGUGCCGGCACAACGCCCGCGUUUGGGGCCCUUACACCACGCGGAGGAGAGUUCAGCCCGAGGUGGAAAUUUACCCCGUGCAGUCAGGGUCGCUGCCCCAAACGGACAGGCUGGUUUGCGCCGUCAUGGAUUUCUACCCGCCGGAGAUCGAGGUGAAGUGGUUCAAGAACGGGCGGGAGGAGACGGAGCGCGUGGUGGCCACGGAGGUGAUGCGGACCGCGGCCUGGCCCUACGAAGUGUUCCUCGCGCUGGGUCCUGUCCCGCUCCUGCGGCUUCAUAAAAUGAAGCACCGAGACCCCAAUGCUGCCCCCCAGCACCGAGACCUCAACCCCCGAGUCCUCAACUCGGCCCCCCAAGUGCUCAGGCCUCAACCGUGGCCCUGGGUUCUGUUCGGGGAGGUUUGGGCACCCCCGGAUGCACUAAGAGGCAUCACCCGCUCCGUCCUCGAGGGCCAAGAGAUGGGCCCAGGGUCAAGGAAGGACCAUGGGGCGCUGCCCUCGUGUCCCCAAAGAGGGAGCAAUAGCCCCAAGGCCAAGGCCCAGAGCCCUUCUUGUCCCCUUAGGGCCAGCGGGUGA